UAGUUUUCUCCACCUAUCCAUUAUUGAAAAGAUUAAAUCUUGUCACUGAAUUUCCACAAACCAACCAACGUUAUCCAAUCAAUUUCUUUUCUAUUUGCGCAAAACCAAACCAAACCCACUGAUUAUUUGUUUUUAUUUUUCAAACCUCAAUCAUUCAUCCCCACUGAACCGCCUUUUAUUAGCGUACAAGGAGAGAACGAGAAGAUAAGAAGAAAAGAGAAAUUUUUUAAUCGGGUUAAUAUUCUGUUGUUAUCAUAUAACAAUGUCUACUUUUACUGCUGCUAGUGGAAUGGUUCGAUCAAAUGGGUUCCAAUUCAAGAGCUCAAAGAAGAAGAAUAUGGUGAGUAGGAUGAGGGUUUCUUGUUCUUCUUCGGUUUCGAUGGUGGAUCCCUACAAGACUCUCAAGAUUCAGCCGGGUGCCUCUGAAUCUGAGGUUAAGAAAGCUUUUCGACAGCUCGCUUUGCAGUAUCAUCCUGAUGUUUGUAGAGGAAACAAUUGUGGGGUUCAAUUUCAUCGGAUCAAUGAAGCUUACCAAGUUGUGAUGAGCAAUUUGAGGGAAGAAAGUGAACCUCAGAUGUUAUAUGAGACGUAUGAUGAAGGGGUUGAUGAACCCAUGAGGGGAAUGGACGAUCCAGAUUGGGAAUUAUGGGAAGAGUGGAUGGGAUGGGAAGGAGCUGGAAUCAGAGACUACUCAUCUCACAUUAAUCCUUACAUUUAGUUUAAUAAUCAAGCUGCAACCCCAAAAGUGGAAUGGAGGUUGUUAUUGUAAAUACCUGAAUGUAAAACAGCCAUUGUUCUUUCUUCGUACAUAUAGAAGCUGAGAAAGAAGAUAUUUUGGCUCUCUUUCUAAAAAGUGUUUAGAAAAAAACAAAUGUAAUGGGCCAUGGCCCAUUUACAUGUUCUUUUCAAUCAAACCUAUAUAGAGUUAAUGUCACAAUUACCAAUUUAAUUCA
Messenger RNA from Mangifera indica (mango), 953 nucleotides. RefSeq names its product chaperone protein dnaJ 8, chloroplastic-like. The record is from RefSeq and is a predicted model, not a curated record. The transcript is spliced from 3 exons. Lineage: Eukaryota; Viridiplantae; Streptophyta; Magnoliopsida; Sapindales; Anacardiaceae. Bases 263 to 718 code for a protein of 151 amino acids.